This is a messenger RNA of Penicillium malachiteum, 1473 nucleotides long. Its product is annotated as CRAL-TRIO domain-containing protein. Lineage: Eukaryota; Fungi; Ascomycota; Eurotiomycetes; Eurotiales; Aspergillaceae. The record is from RefSeq and is a predicted model, not a curated record. Bases 1 to 1473 code for a protein of 490 amino acids. The transcript has 4 exons.
AUGGCCUCGGACGGACCUCGCCCUGGCUUCCUGGGUAACAUCAAUGAAGACCAGGAAGCCAAGCUGCAAAAGAUAUGGGCCAUCUUGCUCCGAGCUUCCGAAAUCCCUUCUGAUGAGGAUUCAAAGGGCUGCGCCGAAGAGCAUCCUGCCAGUCCCACCCCGUCUGCACCUCCACGACGAAUGUCGCUUCUAAGUCGCACUUCAACCUCACUAAGCAACAAUUCCGACAAGACCGCACCGACACUUACACGGCCAUAUCAGCAAAAGUUCAUGGCCUAUUUCAAAGAGAUAGGUGCCGCUCCACAGGAAAUCAAAAUGAUCCAGAAAGCACUAUCAGAGAUUAGCCCCAGUGAACUGCGUCAGGGUGUACUGGAUGUUUUGAAGCAUGAUAACCCAGACGCGAUGAUGUUGCGAUUUUUGCGCGCGCGAAAAUGGGAUGUCUCUAAGGCUUUUGCCAUGAUGAUGGACGCAAUUGUUUGGCGAGUGAAGGAAAUGCAUGUAGAUGAGGACGUGAUGACCAAGGGCGAGCUUCACGCCUUGAAGCAGGAACGCAGCUCCAAUGCUAAAGAGAAGAAGGAAGGAAAGGACUUCUUGGAUCAGAUGCGUAUGGGUAAGAGCUACGUACACGGCGUUGACAAGCUAGGUCGCCCGAUUGUGGUUAUCCAGGUCCGCUUGCAUAAGCCUGGUGCGCAGAGCGAGGAAACUCUGGAACGUUAUAUCGUCCAUGUCAUUGAGUCAGUGCGAUUGACUCUGAAUCCUCCGGUUGAGACUGCUUGUGUUCUCUUCGAUAUGACUGGGUUCGGCCUUUCCAAUAUGGAGUACCCUCCUGUCAAAUUCAUCCUCAAGUGCUUUGAGGCCAAUUAUCCUGAAUGCUUGGGCAUCAUGCUGAUUCACAACGCUCCCUGGGUCUUUUCAGGUAUCUGGAGACUCAUCAGAGGCUGGAUGGAUCCUGAUAUCGCCGCCAAAGUCCAAUUCACCAACUCUGGCAACGAUCUAGCCAAGUUUAUCGAUCGCAGCAAGCUUCCGAAGGGUGUGGGAGGCGACGAAGACUGGGAGUAUAAGUAUAUUGAACCGAAAGAAGAUGAAAAUCUCGUGAUGGAAGAUACCACCACCCGAGACGCCCUGAUUCGGGAACGCCAACAGAUUGGAGAAGAGUUCCUCGCUGCUACUACAGAAUGGAAUUCCGCCGCCAAGGCGAAGGAUAAGACCAAGACUCAAUCCGCAGCUAGUCAAAGGACAUAUCUGGCUGAAAGACUGCGGGUCAAUCACUGGAAAUUGGAUCCUUACACCCGGGCUCGUCUUUGCCUCGACCGGAUGAGAGUGAUUCAGCCUGGAGGUAAGGUCGACUUUUAUCCCAAGGAAGAAGAAGUCAAGGCGGAAGAAGCAUCAUCAAAUGGAACGAGUAAGACUUUGGAAGUUCAGCAUUUGGAGAAUCUCAAUGGUAACGGUGUUCAAACGACAGUUUCGGUCUAA